Molecule: messenger RNA, 1958 nt
Organism: Leucoraja erinaceus (little skate)
Lineage: Eukaryota; Metazoa; Chordata; Chondrichthyes; Rajiformes; Rajidae
Gene: b3glcta
Product: beta 3-glucosyltransferase a
Exons: 15
Coding region: 357-1718 (453 amino acids)
Cellular component (GO): membrane
Molecular function (GO): acetylglucosaminyltransferase activity
Source: RefSeq, a predicted model, not a curated record
UGCAGAUAGCUGCACCGAUUUACCCCCCAAUGCAGCAAAGGGCCGGUCUCGCAAUGCAUGCGCCAGAGCGGCGGCGGGGGGGAAGGAAUGCACUGCUGCAGGAGUGUUAACUUCAGGCAAUAGCUCGGGCCCGGAGAUGUACCGGGAUCUGCAGAGGCCCAAGUUUGUCAGCAGAGUUGGAGUUUGAGAAUUUGGACAUCUCCUUGUGUGUGUGCUUCUCUAUCUCUUUCCAGAUCAACGCGGCGGGGAAGGCAUGUCCUACACCUUACCCAGUGUUGUUUUUCAACAUUAUCCUGGGAAUUGCAAAGGAACAGGAUACGUCACAGGGCUCAUUGGACAGCAGUGGAUCACGGAAGAUGCCUAUUGAAUUGAAUGACGUUGUCUUUGUGAUUCAGAGUCAAAAGCAAUCUUUCCAUGCAAACCAAGCAGCAAAACUGAAACAAGACAUCUUUCAGCAGGCUGAGAUGUUUAGUCAAUAUCUGCCAACUGUGCUGUUGAUUCAUGAAUUGAGCAAGCAUGAAGGAGCCUGGACAAUCAUCCCCAUUAUACCAUACCUUGCUUCGACUUACGGCAAGAAGUCCUGGAUUUUCUUCUGUGAAGAACAAACUAGGGUUAAAAUAACAAAGCUGCUGGAGGUCCUUCGUAGAUACGACAAGAGAAAGGAGUGGUUCUUAGGAAAGGCAUUACAUGAUGAACAAUCGACAAUCAUUCAUCAUUAUGCGUUUGCUGAAGAUCCCGUAGUUUUUAAGUACCCCGAUUUUGCUGCAGGCUGGUCUAUGAGCCUUCCACUUGUCAACAGACUUGCAAAACAAUUGAGGAAUGAAAAGCCUUCUUCGGAUUUUACUAUUGACUUGAAACAUGAGAUUGCACUUUUUAUUUCACAAAGGUCUAAGGGUCCCUCGCUGACACCGGUGAGAGAGUUUUGUACGGAAGAUGUAACCUCAUCUGAAGCAGCCAACUGUGCCACCACAUUUCAUACCUAUCUUCCAUUCUGUGGUAAAUUAGUAGAGAAGGAAAACAUCUUUUUUGCAGUAAAAACCUGCCAAAAAUUCCAUCGGGAAAGAAUACCCAUUGUCAAGAAGACAUGGGAAAAGGAAGUAGCCCUGAUAGAAUACUACAGCGAUCACGUGGACGAUUCAAUCCCGACGCUGUACCUGGGAAUACCAAACACUGAAAGAGGGCACUGUGGCAAAACAUUUGCAAUUCUUAAACGAUUUGUUAGUAAUGCUGUUCCUGAGGUUCCCUGGCUUAUGAUUGUGGAUGAUGACACUUUGAUAAGCAUUCCAAGGCUCCAAAGAUUACUCAGCUGCUACGACCCAAGUGAGGCCAUCUUCCUCGGAGAGCGCUAUGGAUAUGGACUGAGCACUGGUGGAUACAGCUAUAUCACAGGAGGUGGAGGAAUUGUCUUCAGCAGAGAAGCAGUAAAGCGAUUACUACACAGUGGGUGCAGCUGCUACAGUAACGAUGCUCCCGAUGACAUGGUUCUGGGAAUGUGCUUCAGUGGCCUUGGAAUCCCCGUCACCCACAGCCCGCUUUUCCAUCAGGCACGACCAAUGGACUAUUCGAAAGACUACCUUAAACAUCAAGUUCCAAUUUCAUUCCAUAAACACUGGAAUAUUGAUCCAGUUGAAAUCUAUUCCACUUGGUUGGCAAAUGAAGAUGGCUUCAAAUUACACCAAAAAACACAGAGAACUAAGAAGGAAAGGGAAGAUUUAUAAAUAGUUCCCUUAAUCUUAACUAAGUCUUUGUAUGUAAGAUGCAUUCUGAUUAUGAAGACAGCCUCAAAAGGCGUACUUUAUUAAUUUUUCAUUAUUCUUUUAUAUUGCAAAGUUAAAUAUAUUUGUUAUUUCCUUGGUCACUCUUUAAAUUUUUGAAAAGUUUUGUGCAAUCUAUGCUUUUCUAAAAAUGUUGAAAAAGUUUGUCUAGUUUUGUAAAAAUAAAAUCCAGUCUAUAUAUAA